Molecule: messenger RNA, 315 nt
Organism: Hemisphaericaspora subhashii
Lineage: Eukaryota; Fungi; Ascomycota; Pichiomycetes; Serinales; Debaryomycetaceae
Exons: 1
Coding region: 1-315 (104 amino acids)
Source: RefSeq, a predicted model, not a curated record
AUGAUUUCAAGAGUAAUAAAAUCAAGAAUCAAUUCCUCCUCAAUAAUAAAUAUCACAACCCUCCAAACUCGUCAAUACUCAAUCAAAUCCCAAAAUCAAAAAUUACGUCAAUAUAUGCGAGAUCUUGAUAAAGAUGAAGUUAAACGGGAAAAUAUUUUAAAAUAUUUCAGAAGAGUAGGUGCUAUUUCCAUAGGAGCGGUUUUAGUCUCAUUGAGUUUUGCAGUAUAUGCUCAAUCUGGUGUGGUGGAGGAAUAUGAGGAAGAUGUGUCCGUUCCUAAUUUGUCGANCUCAAUCUGGUGUGGUGGAGGAAUAUGA